GUUCGUCUUCCUUACGCGGAGAGAGGAAUUAUUUUGUAGUCAAACUGUAAAUACCCAAAGAAAGAAUUUCAAGAAAAAAUCAGGUUCUUCCCUUGAUUCUGCGAUUGGGGAAAUUGGAAAAAGUUUGAAGUUUACACAUUUAGAUUUCUAGGUCACGAGUUGUUGAAGAAUCACACAGGAGGAAACUUUUAAAUUUCGUUGUUGAAGUUUCCAGAAUUUAUGAAGGUGUAUACUCUAUUCAACCGGGCCAAUUGAUAGAAGUUUUAUAAUUAGCCACAAACCUAACUUACUCCUUCUAGUUUUCCAUACGAUCUUAAAAUGGUGCCUCUUUCUGAUCUUUUCCCAUCCUUUGAUCACUGUGCUCGUUUCUUUUCAAAAUGCAUUCAACACAAACACUUAAGGGUUGGCAUGUCCUUGCAUUCCCACCUUAUCAAAACUGCACUUUCGUUUGACCUCUUCCUUGCAAACCGUCUUAUUGACAUGUAUUCCAAAUGUAAUUCUAUGGAAAAUGCACAGAAGGCAUUUGAUGAUUCACCCAUUAGAAAUAUUCAUUCGUGGAAUACCAUUCUUGCAUCUUACUCACGUGCUGGAUCUUUUAGUCAAGCUCGUAAAGUCUUUGAUGAAAUGCCUCAUCCAAAUAUUGUUAGCUACAAUACCUUGAUUUCUAGCUUUACUCACCAUGGGCUGUAUGGAGAAUCAAUGAAUAUCUUUCGACAAAUGCAACGAGAUUUCGAUCUUUUAGCCUUGGACGAGAUUACUCUUGUGAGUAUAGUAGGUGCUUGUGCCUGUUUGGGUGCUUUGGAGUUGUUGCGUCAGGUUCAUGGAGCAGCUAUUGUCAUUGGAUUAGAGUUUAAUUUGAUUGUUUGCAAUGCUAUAGUUGAUGCUUAUGGUAAAUGUGGCGAUCCAGAUGCGUCAUAUUCUAUUUUCAGUAGAAUGAAGGAGAGAGAUGUUGUUACCUGGACCUCCAUGGUUGUAGCUUAUAAUCAGACAUCCAGGAAGAUUGCUGUACUGGAGGUAAAAGAGCUGAUGACGUUCUGUUCUUAGUCUAGACGGCAAAAUUUGUAGAUGUGAGGUCUGAUCAAGCUCUAAGAGUUAGUUUGCAGAGAUGAAAUUCAGAAGUAAUUUUCUUGUAAGAGGGCAUCAUCUUUUCUUUGUCGUGGUUGCUCUUGUAUUUGCUGUCUUGGUGUUGUGGGCUUGGGAGAAUCCUUUCCUUACCGCUUCUCAGUCAGUUCAAGCAUGGUAUAGAAAUUCUUAUGCAGGUUCCACAAAAAGUUUUGUAUUACCUAACACAAUAAGGGAGAACGCUGAAAAAACAUAUUCAAAUUCAAGUAUAAAAGAAAAGAUAGUACAAGAUGAUGCAAAUUCAGAAGUUACACCCACAGAUUCUGCAUCCUCAAUAGUUCUUGAGAGGAGCAAGAGUAAUCAGAAUAGUUCCACAAACAGUUCUGUAUUGCCUAACACAACAAAGGAGAAUUCUGAAAAAACGUAUUCAAAUUCAAGUACAAAAGAAGGGACAGUAAAAGAUGAUGCAAACUCAGAAGUUAAACUUACAGAUUCUGCAUCCACAAUAACUUUUAACAGGAGCAAGAGUAAUCAGAAUGCCUGUAGCUAUGGAAAUGGUGGAUGGGUCCUCGACAAUAGUCGACCGCUAUACUCUGGUUUUGGAUGUAAGCGAUGGUUAUCAGCAAUGUGGUCAUGUAGACUGACCCAACGGACAGAUUUUUCCUAUGAAAAAUAUCGUUGGGUUCCCAAAGAUUGUGAAUUGCCAGCAUUUGAGCGGUCUGCAUUCCUGAAAAGAAUGCAGGACAAAACCAUCGCAUUCAUUGGGGAUUCAUUAGGCAGGCAGCAAUUUCAGUCUUUGAUGUGUAUGGUCACUGGUGGGGAAGAAAGUCCCGAGGUUCAAGAUGUAGGAAAGGAAUAUGGUCUUGUCAAAGCCAAGGGCGCAAUUCGUCCUGAUGGCUGGGCAUAUCGUUUCCCAAAUACCAAUACUACCAUUUUAUACUAUUGGUCAUCAAGCCUCAGCGAUUUAUUGCCUUUGAACACAUCAGACCCAGCCACCGAUGUAGCAAUGCAUCUUGACCGUCCGCCAGCAUUUCUGAGAAAAUUCCUUCAUCUAUUUGAUGUGUUGGUUCUUAAUACAGGACAUCAUUGGAACAGGGGAAAAAUGAGACAAAAUAGAUGGGUAAUGUACACUGAUGGAGUUCGUAGUGAACUCGGGAACUUAAAAGAAAUAGGCAUAGCUAAAAAUUUUACGGUGCACAGUAUCGUGAAAUGGCUCGAUUCACAACUCCCUUCCCAUCCUCAACUCAAGGUUUUUUUCAGGACCAUAUCACCUCGGCAUUUCCGCAACGGGGAAUGGAAUACUGGAGGUAGCUGUGACAACACGACACCGUUAUCUGGAGGAAGCAGAGUAGAGCAGAAUGGAUCAAGUGAUCCAGUUGUUGAGAAUGCUGUAAGAGGUACACAAGUAAAGAUGUUGGAUAUAACUGCUCUUUCCUAUCUAAGAGAUGAAGCUCACAAAUCCAAUUACACUAUCAAAGUAGCAUCGAGCGGUAGCGAUUGCUUGCAUUGGUGUCUCCCUGGUAUACCGGAUACGUGGAACGAGAUUCUUACUGCACAAAUAUAGAUUCUUUUGUCUUAAAGAUUUCAAAUCCUCUCUUGUGUAAUCCUGGAAGACUCAUCUUUCUAAUUUUUGCUGCCUAUAGUUGUACUAAUUGGUUCAGGGGAAGAUGAUCACUGAGGAGAUGGCAUUGGUUGCUACUGAAUUAAAUUAUAUGGUGGGUAUUUCUCUUGCCUGCGUGUCAUUUUUCUUUUAGAAAGAGUCAAUUUAUACUUGUAAACAUACGUUAUGGACAAAUAAUUGUAUCAACUCUAAAAUUUUAUAAGUAUAUUUUAUUUAACAAA
Cucumis melo (muskmelon) is the source of this 2904-nucleotide messenger RNA. RefSeq names its product protein trichome birefringence-like 14. The transcript has 8 exons. Gene Ontology annotation, cellular component: Golgi apparatus. NCBI's taxonomy places the organism in Eukaryota, Viridiplantae, Streptophyta, Magnoliopsida, Cucurbitales, Cucurbitaceae. Gene Ontology annotation, biological process: plant-type secondary cell wall biogenesis; xyloglucan metabolic process; xylan biosynthetic process. The coding region runs from base 1106 to 2626 and encodes 506 amino acids. Gene Ontology annotation, molecular function: acetyltransferase activity. The record is from RefSeq and is a predicted model, not a curated record.